AUGAAAAUAAUAUCCAGCCACAUUUACAGCUACACCUUCAAUCCUCUCGAGCACCUCGCCGGCGUGGCUCCUUACUUCGAACCUCUUGACCCACCAACAGACCCUUCCACCCCUCAAGGCUGCUCGCCCGUCCGUGCCGCUUACCUUGUCCGCCACGCCGCCAUCUACGCCAACGACUACGAUUACGAGGAGUACCUCUCGCCCUUUGUGGAAAAAUUUCAGAACCUCACCUCCUCCAUCGACUGGACUAGUACGGCCCCAGCCCUCAGCUUCCUCUCCUCGUGGACGCCACCUGUCACCACCGCCGAGGAGGAGCUCCUCACCCGCGUGGGCAAGCUCGAGGCCGCCCAGCUAGGUGUCAGCCUUAGUUUUCGGUACGGCGACAAACUGGCCCUGCCGCCACGCAUCUGGGCCAGUUCUGCCGAGCGCACGUACGAGUCGGCCAAGGCUUUAAUCCGGGGGUUUGAGCCGGCCGGGGGUGAUAACUCUAUUGGCCUGGUGUCUGUGUACGAGUCGGACGAGGGCGGUGCCGACACCCUUACGCCGUAUUCAAGCUGUCCGUUGUACGAUGGCAGCGCGGGCAGUGACCAGUCUGGAGUGUACCUAGACAAGUUCACAGGGCCCGUCAGGGCACGUCUGAAUGCUGCAGCGCCCAGCUUUAACUUUACUGCUGACGACAUCUACGGCAUGAUGGAAAUGUGCGGGUACGAGACGGUCAUUCGAGGGUCUUCGCCCUUUUGCAACCUGGAGCUCUUUGGACCUGACGACUGGCUCGGCUGGGAAUACACUGCCGACCUCCAAUACCAUUACAACGUUGGCUACGGCAGCCCUGUCGCAGGAGCCGUGGGCAUGCCGUGGGUGCGGGCUACUGCCGACCUGCUCAUGGCUGAAGAUGCGCAACAGGACCUCUAUGUGAGCUUCACGCACCGCGAGCUGCCGCCCAUGGUGCUCGUGGCUAUGGGCCUGUUCAACAACUCGGCCUUUAGCGGGUCAUCGGGGCCCGCCAAUGUGAACGACACGAUGCCUGAGGACACCAUCAACCACCGCCGGGCGUGGCGGAGCAGCCAUGUCCUUCCCUUUAUGACCAACAUCGCGGUGGAGAGGCUGAACUGCAGCGGGAGCUAUGGGUUCGACGACGGUGAUUAUUACCGGGCACUGGUGAACAAUGCGCCACAGCAACUGCCGGACUGUGGUGACGGGCCUGGCACAACGUGCUCGAGGGCGACUUUUGAGCAAUUCCUCCAACAGAGGGCUGACAUGUUUGGGAACUAUUCUGAGGUGUGUGAUACCGCAUCGGAAUAUGAUAACUCGACAGAUGUCUUGACCAUUUAUACGGACCCGGCCGUGGGGAAUGGGACGUUUGUGGGCAAGAGAGGCAUGUGGGAUGGGGAGUAA
Messenger RNA from Cryphonectria parasitica EP155, 1395 nucleotides. RefSeq names its product phosphoglycerate mutase-like protein. The transcript is spliced from 2 exons. Lineage: Eukaryota; Fungi; Ascomycota; Sordariomycetes; Diaporthales; Cryphonectriaceae. Gene Ontology annotation, molecular function: acid phosphatase activity. Gene Ontology annotation, cellular component: fungal-type cell wall. The coding region runs from base 1 to 1395 and encodes 464 amino acids. The record is from RefSeq and is a predicted model, not a curated record.